Trichomycterus rosablanca is the source of this 2029-nucleotide messenger RNA. RefSeq names its product cilia and flagella associated protein 52 (gene cfap52). The record is from RefSeq and is a predicted model, not a curated record. Gene Ontology annotation, molecular function: protein binding. NCBI's taxonomy places the organism in Eukaryota, Metazoa, Chordata, Actinopteri, Siluriformes, Trichomycteridae. The transcript has 14 exons. The coding region runs from base 101 to 1963 and encodes 620 amino acids.
ACUGCGGUUGUGGUCGCUUUAAUGUCCGGCGCAUUUUCACACUUUUAACAUUUAAUUCGAGUUUAAAUUCGUUAAUUAUUGUAAUAUUUUGGGAGUGCAGAUGGCUGCAGAAGUGCAGGAGGUUCCUCAGCUCCAACUGCAAGCGGUUAUCGGAUUUAACGGUCAUGUAUACUCAGGACUGCAGGUUCAUCCUGAUCGAGAACAUCUCAUCUACCCUCUCGGCUGCACACUGAUCAUUAAAAACCUAAAAGAUGGAAAGCAGGAAUUCCUUCAUGGUCACACCAACAACAUCUCCUGUCUGUCUGUAUCGAAAAGUGGAAGAUAUAUAGCAUCAGGACAGGUCACCUUCAUGGGCUUUAAGGCGGAUGUGAUAAUUUGGGAUUAUGCCAAACGAGAAAACUACGCCAGACUUGUUCUUCAUAAAGCUAAAGUAGAAGCACUGGCUUUCUCUCCAAAUGAAAAGUACCUGGUGUCUCUGGGAGGCCAAGAUGACAGCAGUAUUGUGUUGUGGAACGUGGAGAAGAAGGAGGCAAUCUGUGGAAGUCCUGCCUCUGCUCAAAGCGCCGGUCACUGCCACACCAUCAGUUACAGCAACCAGAGCGACCAGGUCUUCAUCUCCGCCGGAAAUGGUACACUCCGCGUUUGGGAACUGGACCUUCCAAACAGGAAAAUCAGACCCACUGAGUGUCAGACGGGACAGUUAAAGAGGAUUAUUAAAUGUAUAGAGAUUCCUGAGGAUGAUGGGUUCUUUUACUGCGGUACCACGAGUGGUGACGUCCUGAAAGUGAACCUGAAGAGUCAACUGCUGAACAGCUUCGGUCCUGUAAAACACAAAUUCAGCAAGGGUGUCAGUUCUCUGAAGGUGUUGAAGACAGGAGAUCUGUUAGUAGGAUCAGGAGAUGGAGCCAUCAACCUCUGUUCUGGUACAAACUUCAAAGUCACCAAGAGUGUGAUGGUAGAGGGAGGCGUAUCUUCAAUAGCUUUGCGUGGUGAGGGUCACCAUGUCUUUAUUGGCACUGAAGCAGCUCAGAUUUACAGACUCCGGUACAAUGAAUUCAACCCUGAACUCCUGUCCACCAGCCACAGCAGUGCAGUUGGGGAUGCGGCAUUCCCUGUAGGAACAUCAGAGCUGUUUGCUACCUGCUCUCAGGAUGAUAUUCGGGUAUGGCAUACCGAAUCCAGUAAAGAACUUUUACGCAUCCAAGUCCCCAACAUGACGUGUAACGCUCUGGGUUUCAUGCAGGACGGCAGGAGCAUCUACAGCGCAUGGAAUGAUGGGAAAAUCCGCAUGUUUACACCUGAGAGUGGUCGCCUGAUGCUGAUCAUCCAUAAUGCUCACAGUAUGGGAGUGACGGCUAUAACGAGCACCAGUGACUGCACGCGGCUCAUUAGUGGAGGAGGAGAAGGACAGGUCCGUGUGUGGGAGAUUCUGAACACCUCACAUAGACUGUUAGCCAGCAUGAAGGAACACAAAGCUUCAGUAAACGCCAUCAAGAUCAAAAGUAACGAUCUGGAGUGUGUAACAGCCAGUUCAGAUGGAACCUGCAUCAUCUGGGACCUUGUUCGCUAUGUGAGGAAUCAGAUGAUUUUGGCAAACACGCUGUUCCGAACCGUUUGCUAUCAUCCUGAAGAAUACCAGAUCAUCACCAGCGGAACGGACAGGAAGAUUGGGUACUGGGAGGUGUUUGAUGGUUCAGCUAUCCGAGAGCUGGAAGGAUCACAGUCGGGAGCUAUUAAUGGAAUGCACAUCACAGAUGAGGGACACCACUUUGUCACUGGUGGAGAUGAAAAGUUGGUAAAACUGUGGCAUUAUUCAGAUGGAGAUGUUACCCACGUGGGUGUGGGUCACAGUGGCAGCAUCAGCAGUGUUUGUUUCUGUCCAAACAACAGAUUUAUCAUUAGUACCAGUACAGACGGAGCCAUUCUGCGCUGGAAAAUUCCCUCACAACUCAUAAACAACUAACCAGAACAUAUCAACUAUGCUACAAGAGAUAAAGACAAUAAAUCAAUAAAGCUGCUAUAUAACGUA